This is a messenger RNA of Micropterus salmoides (largemouth bass), 813 nucleotides long. It is a transcript of the gene fmc1, whose product is annotated as formation of mitochondrial complex V assembly factor 1 homolog. Bases 64 to 396 code for a protein of 110 amino acids. Gene Ontology annotation, cellular component: mitochondrion. The record is from RefSeq and is a predicted model, not a curated record. Lineage: Eukaryota; Metazoa; Chordata; Actinopteri; Centrarchiformes; Centrarchidae. The transcript has 2 exons.
AUACGCUGUAAUUUGAUCGACUGUGCGGUGUUGGACUGAACCUGCUUGAGUCGCCGUUCAGAGAUGGCAGCGCUGACACCACCUUUGCGAGCCUGCCGAGGAAUACUGAAAGAAUUACGUGCCCUCCAAGGACCACGGUACAGACAGUCCCUGGCCUACAACUAUGUUAUGGACCAGUUUCGUAAGAAUAAGGUAACAGGAGAAAGGUACUGCCGUGCCCAGCAGGAAGCACACCAUGCCUCAGACACAUACCUGUGUUUGCUGGCAUCUACUAGGAACCACCUGGUCCUACACAACCUUUACCAUGGCAAAGGAGAGCUAAACCAAGAAGAAGCAGCUGGCCUAGUGGGGCUGAGGUUGCCCACUCAGCCAGGAGGUAAAGGUUGGGAGAAGUGAGGACAUGGAAGGAUGCAACGUUGAAAGAGAAACUUGACAUGCUUCAGAAAUGACUUGUGUGUGGCUGAUCUCGUCUCAUACAAUUUACCUCAUGGAAAAAUUUGACUGGAGUCUGGCAGACUAGACUGGAGAUUGUGCCAUCAUGGACUGCUUUGAGGGAACUCGACUUAUUCAUGUUGUGUUCAAUGAUCAAGGGGAGGAAAUCUGAUCUGAGAGUAUUUGAAACAAAUGUGAAAAUAUAAUCUAUGCUUUGAUUGUUUUAGCUGUAAAUAUACUGUACUAUACAGAUGUUCCACACCUGCUUUUGUUUGUGUUUUGGCCAUUUUAAAUGUCAUUUGGCAAAAGCAACCAUUAAGAAGGACUGUAAGUUUUCAUUUUGAUUCAUUUUUCCCCAUUAAAAUAUUAGUCACUGUUACA